UAGCGCACCCGAGCGUUCUCAAACAAACAUUGCAGGACUCUGGUUUUGCUUUAUGGGGGUAAUUUAAGUAAUGUCGAUUUUUACUUUUGUGCAUUGCAAAGUAAAAUUCAUUUGCUAACGCGGGUAAUUGAAGAAACCCAGAAUAGUACAUGUAAUACCUGUGUAUAUGCCGGAGUGUAAUAAGUUUUGAAGCUUCUUUCCGCAUACAUGCCGUGCUAGGUACCCGACAGAAUCAAUUAAUGACUAAUAUUGCUUCUAGGGAUAUUAUUUAAUUUUGCAACUAUGAAUUUAAAGUAUAUUAUGGAGCCUUUACAUAGUCUUUUCAGCGAAAACGGCACUAAAAGGUUAAAGUAUUUCUUUGGGUGCAUGGGAGAUCAAAUCUCUAUGUCAGGGUUACUUCAGUGAGGUGUAAAUCUUGUAGUCAUAUUGGUAUCUGCAAAUUAACGUGAAUCUUUCAUAUAAACCAAGUAUCGCAUAAUUUCGACGUCUGAAAAUACAACUUGCAUUACACCACCCUUUCCUGUUCGUGAGCUGGACUGAAACUAAACUUCCUUAAAGGGCGUAUAUUCUAGCUAUUCGUAGAUUGGUUCGUGAGUCUACUCUGGAGACAAACAUUAGUAAAUGGCUUUGCCAUUCAUCACGCCACCUGGCGACUUCUCAUUGUCAUCUUGCUCCUGAGACUCCCACGGGUCACAAACAGCAGGAUACCCGACGAGACUCGAUUCGUGCUGUAACUCUUGAACUCUAUUGGAUGAUUGCGGUGUCGUGCAAUACGCCGUCGGCCGAUGUCUUAGUGGUGGUUGGUUUACAAUUUUACCAGUCAAAUUGUCAUUGGUCAAUGACAUUGUCAAUCAAUACGCCGUGUACUGUAGCCGAAUGCGCUUUACUCUGCGAACUUGGGAUUUACUUCGCCGAAAAUUGAGUCCUGCAGUGAGGGCAGCAAGGCCUGCUCCUGCAGUGUGGAGCCGGGCUGCUGGAGGUUGACGAUGUGUUUGGGUGGGUCUCCAUGGAGCCAGCCAACUCGCAGGCAUUCCUAGAGUGAUCGGCAUCUGAACAGCAGUAGAGAUGGACCUAGUCUUUGGGUCAGUGAGGCCGUAUGGGUCCGCUCGGAGCAUCGUCAGAAGAAUCGGAACACGCCUUCCUCUGGCCCCGUGCCCCCGAGUCCGAUUUCAGCUGCAGCCUUUCAUCGAAGGUGCCCGGGCCCUGGGCAGCUCACGUCGGCGCAGUGAGCUCAUCGCUUCUCUGGCCGACGUUGCCUGGAUAGACGGAGAGGACGAUUCCUCGACGGGCCUCAGGCCCGGAUCUCGCCCGGGAUUCAUAGUUUGCUCCCACCAGCGGCAGCCCCGAAGGAGGUCCUCCAGGAAACGGAGGUCGCUGCAUGUGGAGGAGACGGACCGCAGGGAGCCGUUGCCUGGCAGCAGGGAGACCAUCCAGAAGAUCAGCGCCCUGGAGAGUGAGCUGGCCAAACUCAGGGAACAGAUCGCUCAGAUCGUUCUCGCCCAGGACCACAGCGCCCAGGCUGUACCAACACCCACCGGACCUGGACCUGGACCUGUCCCUCCACCUCCACCUCCACCACCACCUCCCCCACCUCUGCCCAACCCGCAGCCAAGCUCCUCAGCCAUUGACCUCAUCAGAGAGCGCCGUGGUAAGAUGGCGGCUGUGGGGCCACAGCCGGAGCCCCGGGGGCCUCCAGAGAUGCCCAGCAUGCUGGAAGUACUGAAGGACAUGGGGAAGGUGAAGCUGCGUGCAGUGAGGCGCCCAGAGGGGGGCGACACCAAGCCCAGUGACCCCAGCGAUCCCGCUGCUCUCAUUGCGGAUGCCCUUAGGCGCAAAUUUGCAUAUCGCUAUGGGAACGAGAGCCGGGCCGAGGGGGACAGCCAGCCUGUGGGCCACGACGCUAACACUGACCGUGGUGAAACCCCCACGUUCGGACAGCACAUGCUCAAGUCGACUCCCCAGAGGAAGCUCCUAUAGGCCAGAUGAGACGGGACUCCGCCUCCACUCGCGAUGCCCCCGGAUGAACGUGUGACCUGCCAAACCAAGGAGCCUCCGCAACAUUGACCUUUCGGUGGUUUGAUGACACUUUAAGGCCACUUCUUUUUGCCCUUCAAUUGCUCCCCUUUAAUCCCUCCCACUCCUUCUGUAACAGCUGAGAUUGGGAGCGUUUCCCCUGAGCCCCUACAGCCAUGAGCUCACGCCAAAGAACAAACAGGUGGAUAAUCUGCUCAGUCUUACCCAAACACUCAGCUGGAUGGUUUAAUGUGACCAUUUUCUCUAAAGCGCCCUCUGGUGGAAAUGCUGGGAAAUGGUGGAAUGCUAGAGGAAAUGCUGGGGAGUGUCAUCCGUUACCAUAGGACAGUGGGAUAUAUAUGCAAAAUAUUGUUUGAAUAGUUAUUAUACUUGACUAUUUAUUAUUAGCUGCUCACGGAUACGUGUUACUUAUGUGCCGUUUUGAUUUUAGUUUUUAGCCUGAUGGAAUCUGAAUGUCUACUUGUAUUGAAGACGAAUAGCUGAGAUCCUAUUGGCGAGUGGGACGUAGCGUCAGGUCAUCUGUAUGAGAAGGUGCCGUGUUUGGUGACAGGGAAUGACGUGACCCCGUGACCCUCUCCCUGCAUUUCAUUCACUACUUUGAGCUGCUAUCUUUAGGUGGUAUGAAGCCCAAACAUCAUUUGAAUCCUAAAGAACCUAUUUCAGUUCUUUUUUUUUUUGUAAGUUUGAAACUUAUCCUUGUGUUUAGUAAUUUUCCCAGGGAUUAGUUUGAGGUUCGUUUGAACUGGUUCUUCACUACUGGUACAGAUAUCACAAGUCACGCAGUGGCCCAGUUUGAUUCAAAUGUCUUGGGGGGGGAAAAAAACUGGAUAAUCGCACACAUCGUGUUUAGUGAAGUUGUAUAUUACGGUAAUGUCUUUUGGUUUAAGUAUUUAACUUCAGAAUUACUGUAUAAAACAAGCAAUUUCUCCUGUUACUGACACACAGUGCUGCAGUCAUACAAAGUGGUACAGAGGUAUCGGCAAAAGCUGUGGACCCUUUUGACUUCAUGUGUGUGUGAGAUUUUAUAAUGAUAUUCAUCGGGGCAGGUGUUCGCACCACAUUAACUUUGGAAUUAGUUUAAUUUGUUUUAUUAAUCAAAAUGGAACUGCAACAGGCAUGUAUCAAAAGGUCAAUACAGUAAAGUUUUUCAAAACGG
Brienomyrus brachyistius is the source of this 3190-nucleotide messenger RNA. It is a transcript of the gene mtfr1, whose product is annotated as mitochondrial fission regulator 1. The coding region runs from base 1066 to 1977 and encodes 303 amino acids. The record is from RefSeq and is a predicted model, not a curated record. Gene Ontology annotation, cellular component: mitochondrion. Gene Ontology annotation, biological process: aerobic respiration; mitochondrial fission. The transcript is spliced from 8 exons. Lineage: Eukaryota; Metazoa; Chordata; Actinopteri; Osteoglossiformes; Mormyridae.